UGGCCGCGGCUUUGCACAGGCAAGUGGUCAGCCCGGCUCAGCUGAGCCCCCGGGCAGGUGACCCAGUGCUGCGUGGGGGAGCGGGCAGCCCUCAGCCAGGGGUUAGGCGGUCCUCACCCUGCCCCAUGGGCUGCGCGGCCUUCACUAAGCCGUUUCCGCAGACGUUGGCCCCAGCUGCCGGCCAGGGCCCCAGAGUGGAUCUGGCUGCUCGUGCAGAGGCGUGGCUGGAUCGCGUGUGUGCCCAUCUGGGACUAGGGGUGCGGGAGCCCCACCGGGGGGAGCGGGCGGCCUUUGUGGCCUAUGCCCUGGCUUUCCCCCGGGCCUUUCAGGGCCUGCUGGACACGUACAGUGUGCAGAGGAGCGGUGUCCCUAACUUUCUGGCAGUGGCCCUGGCGCUGGGGGAGCUGGGCUACCGAGCGGUGGGUGUGAGACUGGACAGCGGUGACUUGCUCCAGCAGGCCCAGGAGAUCCGCAGGGUCUUCAGGACAGUUUCGGUCCAGUUCCAGACGCCCUGGCUGGAAUCCAUCUCCAUCGCCGUCAGCAACAACAUUGGCGAGGAGGAGCUGGCCCGGCUGGCCCAGGAGGGCAGUGAGGUCAACGUCAUUGGCAUCGGCACCAGCGUGGUCACGUGUCCACGCCAGCCUUCCCUGGGCUGCGUCUAUAAGCUGGUGUCCGUGGGAGACCAGCCGCGCAUGAAGCUGACCGAGGACCCCGGGAAACAGACGCUCCCUGGGAGCAAGGCCGCUUACCGGCUCCUGCGCGCCGAUGGGUCUCCGCUGUUGGACGUGCUGCAGUUGGCGGAGGAGCAACCCCCCCAGGCUGGCCGAGAGCUCAGGGUCUGGCCUCGAGGGGCCCAGGAAGCCUGGACCGUGAAGCCUGCCCGUGUGGAGCCCCUGCUGAGACUCUGGGUCCAGCGGGGACAGCUGUGUGAGCCCCUCCCAUCUCUGGCCGAAUCGAGAGCCUUCGCCCAGCUGUCCCUGAGCCAUCUGAGCCCGGAGCACAAGCGGCUGGAGCAGCCUGCCCCCUACCCCGUGGCGCUGUCUGAUAAGCUCCGGACACUGGUGGCCAGCCUGCUGGCCGGAGGGUCCUCAUGAACAUGACGGGGUCAGGGCCACCACAGACCAACACGAGUCACUCUCUGUCCUGCA
Neogale vison (American mink) is the source of this 1148-nucleotide messenger RNA. Its product is annotated as nicotinate phosphoribosyltransferase-like. The record is from RefSeq and is a predicted model, not a curated record. Bases 126 to 1094 code for a protein of 322 amino acids. Lineage: Eukaryota; Metazoa; Chordata; Mammalia; Carnivora; Mustelidae. Gene Ontology annotation, biological process: NAD+ biosynthetic process. Gene Ontology annotation, molecular function: nicotinate phosphoribosyltransferase activity. The transcript has 8 exons.